GCAAAUCCUAAACAAACAAAACGAGUAUAUUAAUCUUCAACACAGACACCGCAAUUAUUAUUGUUAGUAGUAUCUAUUAACAUUUCCAAUUGUCACCCAAACGCGCUCUGUUGUGACGAUAAUGGAAGAGAAAAAGCGGACCUUGGUCUUCUCUUGCGUCCUUCUUAUCACAUACAUUUAUAUAUAUAUUUAUUUGUCUUGUUAAGAAGGAAAAAAAAGAAUUGUGUCUUCCUCUCGGUUCUCCUCUCUUGCGCAGAAGUUUUCACGACGUUACCGCGCUGCUUCUUUCCUUUCUGUAUUUGCCGCCGACGACUUCCGCCGUUGGCGUUUUGAGUCCUUCGACUGCGGAAGACGAAGCGGAAGAAGAGGUGAACGAAGAAAUCAAAAACAAAAGGCCGCCGCCCCAGUGCUCUUUAUGCGGCGUGCAGGGCGGAGCCGAUCACCUACCAAACUCCAUCCAUAGUAACCGAAAAACAAACAAACAAACAGAAAGCUGCUAAAGAUCCCUCACUCUGUUCUCUCUCCCGCUGCCUUCCCUCUCCUCCUGACCACACACACGCUCCCUCCCUCUCUUUCCAACUUUUCGCUCCGCGAACUUCUCUCCUGAAACAGCUGUCAGCCGUAGACUCCAAACCCCACAGAAGACCAAUAUAUAACAACAGUAAAAGAAAAAGUAGAAGACGUAAAUAUAUGAUUUUUACCGUUAAAACAAUACAAAACAAAACAUUCCCUUUUUUCCCAAAUUGACUUCAACGUGCUCGUGUACGGUUCUUUUCUUUUUUAAAUUACGGGUGUGUGCUCAUUGGCGUGGAGACGUUGCCGCCCCUUUGCACCGAGUGAAAGCGUUGCCGCCUCUUCCCACGACCGCACCGCGACCAGCUACACUUUACCUUCUUCAAAUAUUUUUGCUCUCCUCCCCGGAUUUCAUCCAACAGAGCCGGCUGCACGCAACACCUUCUCCUCUCCUCUCUUCUCUCUCUCUCUCUCUCGAGAAAUAGAGAAAGAAGCAAAGAAGAAAGUAAAAGAAGAAUACGUUCGUCCCUCCUGUCUUUCCCCCUUUCUCCAUCGUCGCACCGCAAUCAUGGGGGCCCCCAAGCGUCUUGGCAAGUACGAGUUAGGCCGCACCCUCGGCACAGGUAACUUCUCCAAGGUAAAGAUCGCCCGCGACACCGAAACGGGCAAGGAAUGGGCCAUCAAAGUCAUCGACAAGGAGCAGCUGGUGCGAGAACGCAUGGAGGAGCAGCUAAAGCGUGAGAUUGCCGUCAUGAAGAUGCUGCGCCAACCGAAUAUAAUCGAGCUGCAUGAGGUGAUGCAGACGAGCCACCACAUCUACCUCGUCCUUGAACUCGUGACGGGCGGAGAGCUGUUCGAGAAGAUCGCCAGCGCGAAGCGCUUCGACGAGCCGACGGCACGGCACUACUUCCAUCAGCUGAUUAGCGGGAUUAACUACUGUCAUCGCCAAGGCAUCGCCCAUCGUGAUUUGAAGCCGGAAAACCUGCUGCUAGACGCGAGCGACACGCUGAAGAUAUCCGACUUCGGGCUCAGCAACCUGCAGCGGACAAACGCAAACGGCGGCGGCACGAUGCUGCAGACGGUGUGCGGCACGCCAAACUACGUCGCGCCGGAGGUGCUGAAGGAGCAGGGCUACGAUGGCCUCAAGGCCGAUAUCUGGAGCUGCGGCGUCGUGCUCUUUGUGAUGAUGGCCGGCUACCUGCCCUUUGACGAUGAAAACGUGAACGCGCUCUUCACCAAGAUCGAGCGCGGCGAGUUUCGCAUGGCGCGCCACUUCAGCGCGGAGGCACGCGAUUUGAUUUCGAAGAUGCUGACUGUAGAUCCGCAGGAGCGCAUUUCGUUAGACGGCGUCAUCGCCCACCCGUGGUUCUGUGUGGAUUGGAAUCCGGCGAUGCUGACGCAGGGCAGUAGCCACAACUCACCAAACACCGCGCAGAUCAACAACGCCAUUCGAAAGAUGUAA
Molecule: messenger RNA, 1975 nt
Organism: Leptomonas pyrrhocoris
Lineage: Eukaryota; Euglenozoa; Kinetoplastea; Trypanosomatida; Trypanosomatidae
Product: putative serine/threonine kinase putativeprotein kinase
Exons: 1
Coding region: 1082-1975 (297 amino acids)
Biological process (GO): protein phosphorylation
Molecular function (GO): protein kinase activity; ATP binding
Source: RefSeq, a predicted model, not a curated record